This is a messenger RNA of Clunio marinus, 360 nucleotides long. NCBI's taxonomy places the organism in Eukaryota, Metazoa, Arthropoda, Insecta, Diptera, Chironomidae. The record is from the annotation of a GenBank genome assembly.
AUGAAAGAUUUGUUACCAGAUGAUGUCGAUGUUAGUAAUAGUGAAGAUGAAGAAGAUGAAACUAGCGAAUCAGUUGACGCUUCAAAGAAAAACAGCAACAUGGACUUUUGUGAAAAUCCUGAAACCAUUCGUGCUCGUCGUGAAAAACAAUUUCAGCAUCGUAUGGCUAAAAAACAUCCGCAAGUUCAGCAAAUACCUCAGGAUACAAAAUCACGUGACGUUGUUGGUGCUCAAAAAGGUCAAGGACAAAGUAAUCAAGUUCUUCGUAACAGGCAAAAUAAAACCACUAAUAAGUCAUCGAGAGCAAAUCAUAAUCGAAAAGCUGGCAGCACAUUUAAGCAGAGUCGCGGAAUGUUUUGA